AUGACGGACAAACUGCCUCCCAAUCUCCUUGCUCUAUUCCAACCCCGACCUCCCCUCCGCUACAUCCCUCCUCAAGACUCGGCCCCAGAAGAGAAAGCUCUCAAGCAAUCUCAGCUAUCUGGAAUAGCCGCAUUUCUUCCGCAGCUGGAGGAGUACAAGGCGACCGAUGUGUACGAAGCUACCGAGUCAUGGCUGCAGCAGCGCGAUCGCAAGAGACUCGAGAAGAAACUGCGCCAGCAAGAGAUCGAACAGCCCGACUUUCAAGGCUACAGACCAAAUGAAGAUCCAAAGAUCAAGGGCGACGCCGUCAAGACUCUGUUCGUCGGCCGCUUGAGCUAUGAUGCGAAAGAAGCAGACCUGGAGCGUGAGUUCGGCAGGUUUGGUCCCAUCGAAAGAAUCAGGAUCGUCAAGGAUGAGACAACCCCCAAACCCAAGAAGCCGCAUAGAGGGUAUGCUUUCAUUGUCUAUGAAAGAGAAAAGGAUAUGAGAGGUACUUUCUUCUACGCAAACCCUUCUGCCCUUGACCCUUCUUUUCACACCAAAUAUUCAAUGAUGGUCUCCGCAUCAAAGACCGGAGAGUCGUGGUCGAUGUUGAACGUGGCCGCAUGGUCCCGGGUUGGAGACCGAGGAGAUUUGGCGGCGGUCUUGGUGGACGAGGAUAUACCAAGCAAGUCCCUGCAAAGCCUACAUUCGGACCGCCAGGUGGGUAUGGUGGCGGGUUCAGAGGUGGCUUUGGCGGUCGUGGUGGCUUCCGCGGUGGUUUCCGCGGCGACCGAGGGGGCUUCGGUGGUCGAGGUGGCAUUGGGUACCAAGGAGGGGGAGGCUUUGGCGGACGACAAGGCUACCAGAAUGGACCUCCGCCCCCCAAUGCGCCCAGCGGACCCGGUGGGAGAGGUGGCUAUGGCGGAGGCUAUGACGACCGACGCAAUGGAUAUGGUGGUGGAAGGGACCAACGCGGCGCAACCGGCAGCAACACCGAUCCGCUCGGAGGACGAGAUCGUGGGUAUGACAAUCGAGACAGAGAUCGUGACCGCGACCGUGACCGAGAUCGAGACCGUGACCGAGACCGCGAUCGCGACCGAGAACGUGAUCGAUACGGAAGCAGCAGGCGAGAAGACGACUAUGGCUCGAGAAAACGACACCACGAGAACGACGGGUAUGACGAUCCCAGACAACGCAGAAGGAUACUACAACCUCACCCAAGCUGAGAAGAACAGCUCGGCAACAUCAUCUCGUCGUGUCUCCCAAGAAUCCAACGCCAGCAAGUCCUCAAAGACAUCGCAAAGGAUCAAGUCCACCAUCAAGAACGCCCUUGAUCAACUUCGACCAACUACCGAGACGUUGACCCCGGCGGGUAUCUACUCGCCAGUCAUUCAGAAAGGCACGCUCUUUGGGCGCAAGCACGCACCGGCCGAGGUCAGAGACGAGACGUCAAAGGCAUAG
Molecule: messenger RNA, 1443 nt
Organism: Fonsecaea monophora
Lineage: Eukaryota; Fungi; Ascomycota; Eurotiomycetes; Chaetothyriales; Herpotrichiellaceae
Exons: 3
Coding region: 1-1443 (480 amino acids)
Biological process (GO): mRNA splicing, via spliceosome
Cellular component (GO): precatalytic spliceosome; U1 snRNP; U2-type prespliceosome
Molecular function (GO): U1 snRNA binding; mRNA binding
Source: RefSeq, a predicted model, not a curated record